Molecule: messenger RNA, 1495 nt
Organism: Heterotrigona itama
Lineage: Eukaryota; Metazoa; Arthropoda; Insecta; Hymenoptera; Apidae
Source: the annotation of a GenBank genome assembly
CCAUUAAAUUGUGAAACUAUGUCGUUCCUGAAUCCAGUCGGUUGAUGGAGCUUGGUAAGAAUCAGACGUUUAUUUUUCCUCCGAGGUUGUUUAUUGUUGCUCUCUUAUUUUCCUUUCUGAUGGUGAAUUAAAAAAAAAAAAAAAAAGAAGGUAAAAGCUGUUUUAAUAGAACGCGAAUGGCCUGUCGACGAUUCGUUCGUUCGUUUUGGUUUCUCGCGUGUGUGACGUUUCGUAUCGUUUGACGAAUGCCCUGUGUGAAACGCGUGUCGAUAAAGAAACGUGACUGCAGGUACGGAGUUCAGGUGAGAAGCAUGCGACUGGUGCAAUUGUUGGUAACACACGGUCUGGUGCUAUUGUCCACGCUGUUGGUACCUUGUCUGUCGGUUACCUUCGAAGAUGGCACUUCCGGUGAGCGGUCUGAGGCGCGCGAAAACCAUGUGCCAGAGCCACAAGAGCAGGUGGCUUUCAACAAAACACGUCAAGGAAAAGGGCUGUUCGAUUGGAUCGGUUUAGGCACAGGACGAAACGUGGAUCCAUACAUAGCAAAAACGAACAAAGGCUGUCUGAAUGGCGACCUGGCGGAAUGUUUCAAGUCUCAAGCUUUAAGCUACUUCUCCGAUUUCUUCGAUCACUCUCACUACGAUCUGAACGAUUACGUAAAGGUCGUUAGAAUGUCCAGGGACGUAGUGCAGGAAGUCAAUCGUCAACCGUAUGAAUAUUCUAGCGAAGCAAGGUCUGGCGACUCUGAAUGGGACCAGUUGAUGAAAUUCGCUCUGAGGAAAGCGGAAAAAUUCGUGAAGACCGUGGCCAUCGAGUUACAUAUUCCUCCUGAAGAAAGUGGAGAGAAUGAGGUUUAUGCGCCACGAUUUUUGGAUGAAAUCGCCGACGAAAUUGACACUCUUGAGAAUAAAAAGGAUACUCUUUUCUCCCGUCACCAAUUGAAGAAACUUCUUAUUCCUAUGCUCAUCGUGUUGAAGCUCUUCAAAUUGAAGCUACUGCUGUUCCUGCCUCUAAUCUUAGGUCUGGCGUCCUUCAAGAAAUUCCUCGGUUUCUUAGCGAUAGUGAUACCUGGUUUAAUCGGAUUUUUCAAGCUGUACAAGCCACUCACGCAGAAUUACUAUCCACCAGUUUAUAGCCAAAGCGGUAUAGCAUAUCCUUAUUACAAGGAAAAUUCCAAUAGUUAUCCUUACUCUGAACAGGCUGAAUAUGCAGGUGGAUAUAACAGGGAUAGCGUGUCUUUCGGACAGGAUCUUGCUUAUCGAGGAUACAGAGAUUACCACUCAUAAAAGUACACUGAAUCUGCUCUCUUAAAUGUCUAAGAAUCUGAUAGAAUUAGAAUAUUUGGAUUGAUUGUAAGCAUUGUCGUUUUUCAUACAAUUGCGUUAGUUUUUAAGACGAGAGAUCUUUGAGAAGUUUCGAAUUUCUAAGGGUUUUAAAAGCGGUUUUUCACUACUUCUACUUGCCUGUGUUUGCUCUCUUUAAUCUAUCGGACGAC